Microstroma glucosiphilum is the source of this 1820-nucleotide messenger RNA. RefSeq lists its product as hypothetical. Gene Ontology annotation, cellular component: cytosol. Bases 70 to 1500 code for a protein of 476 amino acids. The transcript has 3 exons. Gene Ontology annotation, molecular function: anthranilate phosphoribosyltransferase activity. NCBI's taxonomy places the organism in Eukaryota, Fungi, Basidiomycota, Exobasidiomycetes, Microstromatales, Microstromataceae. Gene Ontology annotation, biological process: L-tryptophan biosynthetic process. The record is from RefSeq and is a predicted model, not a curated record.
CGCUCCCCUUUGCACUACACUCGUCCUCCAAGACCAUUGAUUGCCUCCAGUCGACCGUCUACGCCCAAGAUGGCUGCGAAUGCCAGCGCUCCGUCGUCUUCCUCGAAGACAGCGCACACAACGGACACUUUCCGUCCUCUUUUGAAGCAGCUCAUCCUCUCACAGCCCCUUCCGAUACCCAACAUCUCCUCCUCUUCCUCAUCCACUGCCCGGCCCCUCGCUCCAGCCCUCUCCUCUUCCGAGCUGGACAGCCUCUUUGACCACCUCUCCGACCCGGCUUUCACCUCAAAUCCAGCUCAUCAUGCGCAGCUCGGUGCCUGUCUCACCGGUCUGCGGCUAGGAGGGGUAGAUGCACAAGCGGAAACACUAGCGAUUGCCAGCCAGCGCUUCUUGGGAAAGUGCAUCGAGGUAGACUCGACUGAUGAGGAGAGCUGGAGGUUAAGAAGAGAAGAGCUGCAGAGAAGAUUGAGAGAGGAGGGAGGAUGGGAGGAGAGUGGACUGCUGAGCGAAGCGUAUAAAGGGACGGUUGAUCUGGUUGGGACUGGAGGAGAUGGGCAGGACACCUUCAAUGUGUCUACCACGGCUGCUAUCGUCGCUAGCGGUGUACCGGGCGUGAGAGUUUGCAAGCACGGCGCAAAAGCCUCCUCCUCUACCUCGGGAUCAGCAGACUUGCUCCUCUCCCUCGGCAUCCCGCUUCUCUCCCUCACACCCAGCAUCAUCUCCACUCUUCUUCCCACUUCCUCCUUUGUCUUCCUCUUCGCCCAGCUUUUCCACCCAGCUCUUGCGCCUCUGGGGCCUAUCAGGCGAGCCCUCGGACAUCCCACAAUCUUCAAUGUCCUUGGCCCGCUAAUCAAUCCGGCCCGCCCGGCGAGGUGUAUCCUGGGAGUGCAUUCUCCAUACUUGGGUGAGAUCUUUGCCGAGGCACUCAAGAGGAGAGGUUGUGAGAGGGCGUGGAUCGUUUGCGGCAAGGAGGGACUAGAUGAGAUUAGCAUAGAGGGCGAGACGGACGUCUGGGAGCUCGACGCAGGCACUAUCAAGCAUUUUGUCGUCUCGCCCCUCGAGUCAUUUGGCAUCCCUGCCCACCCGCUCAAAUCCGUCGCCUCGUACACCUCGGCAGAAAACGCAGCCGUUGUCCUGCACAUGGUCCAGCCAGGGCAAGAAGCCUCAGUAAGCGCCUCCACUGCGCCUCUUAGCGAACCUCUGGCCGUGCAACUGGCUUCGGCCUCAGCAGGGGAUGAAGUCACUCGCGCCCUCCUCUCAGGAUCGCAGUCCCUCCCUGCCAUCCCGGCAGGAGCAGACAUAAGAGCCCUCAUGGACUACACGCUUCUGCAGGCCUCGGCACUCCUCUACGUCGGCGGGUAUGCCCACUCCCUCAAGGACGCCGUAGCCCUUGCGCGCAAGUCUCUGAACGGAGGAGGAGCCCUGCGCUCGCUCGAGGCGUUUAGGAGAGAGGCGACGAAAGAGGUGCAAAUGGCAGCGGCGGCGGUGAAUUCUGCAUAGGAGUAGGAGUGGCAGGAGAGAAGGAGGGCGGACAGAGGGCGUUGGUUGAGGAGAUUUUUGGGGUAGCGUGGAGAAGGAUCAGGUACAGGAAGGGGCCUUCUGAGUCGACGGGCUUUGGGCUGGACGAAGUGCUCAGAUAAUGGCGGGAAAGGGACAAAAGUACUUAGACGACAGUAGAGAGUAAAUGCAAUGCACGCAAUUGGCAUUUGUCGAGUCUGAUAUAUACGAAUCCACAUCUCGCUUUUCCCCAUCCCCUCUCAAGAGCGGAAGAAUUGCGCCGCAUCGUGUAAUCGAUCGAAUACGACGGUGAGGUAGCUACU